Colletotrichum acutatum is the source of this 664-nucleotide messenger RNA. RefSeq lists its product as uncharacterized. The transcript is spliced from 5 exons. The coding region runs from base 1 to 591 and encodes 196 amino acids. Lineage: Eukaryota; Fungi; Ascomycota; Sordariomycetes; Glomerellales; Glomerellaceae. The record is from RefSeq and is a predicted model, not a curated record.
AUGUUUGACUCUCGGCACUCGGUAUCUGGCGUUCGGUACUCGCGGCCCCGCAAGUCCUCGCCUGCCUACUAUUCCUCCGCACUCGUAUGUACUGUCGCCUUGCAGCACUCGACGGAAUACAAGAGUGCAAAGUUGUGGACCGUUAACGAGAAUGACGAUAAAAUCUUGGUCGAAAAAUCAUCCAUUCACGCGAAUCAUAUGCCCUCAGACAACUUUAGCAAAAUGGCUCCUGUUUCCUUAGCCCCUACUAUCAGCCAUCAGCAGCUGGACUCUCGCAUUACUCUUGCUGAGCAACUUGCCCAAUCACCACCUGUAGGACCCGUAGUCCUCAUGAACGACCACUUUCUCGACACCUGGCGGAAGAGCGGCGAUAUUCUCAAGAAGCAACCCGACUACAUCUCUACUCAACUGCACCGAUCUCUCGAUGGGCACUUUCUUGUCAAUUAUGCGGUGUGGGAGACGGACGAAGAUGUGAAAAAGGGAUUAGAGUUGGAGGAGUUUAAGAAGGUUCUAGAGGCUCUGCCUUCUGGCACAGUUUUCAAGCCUGCUGUCAUGCGCAAGAUUGCCGUAUCAGGCAACUGUGUUGCUUAGGCGCCACUUGGUUGUAUCUAGGACAACCUACUUGUAUGGUAAUUCUGAGUGCCCGGAAAAAAGGAAUAUCUCG